CUGCCUGAAGCUCUCAGUGAGAUAGAUAAGUCACUGGCCACUGUCUCUUCACCCGUAAAAUACCGACCAAGUGUGGCCCAGGAGUUCCCACACACAACCAGCAGUCAUUACAGGUAAAGACACAGAUAAUCUAAGAAUGGAGCCAAAAAAGAAAGUGGCAUGCUGCGGCUAUCCUAUCAGCAUCUUCUUCAUUGUGGUCAACGAGUUCUGCGAGCGUUUCUCCUACUAUGGAAUGCGAGCUGUCCUGGUGCUGUACUUCAGGUUCUUUCUGCAAUGGGAUGAUGACUUGGCCACCUCCAUCUACCACACUUUCGUGGCGCUCUGCUACCUGACUCCGAUCCUUGGUGCCAUCGUGGCCGACUCCUGGCUUGGCAAGUUCAAGACCAUUAUCUACCUGUCCAUCGUUUACACUGCUGGUCAGGUUGUCAUGGCGGUAAGCGCUAUUCAUGACAUCACCGACCACGACAGGGACGGAGUUCCGGACAAUAUGACCUUCCAUGUGGCCAUGUCUAUGGUUGGCCUGUUCCUCAUCGCCGUGGGAACUGGAGGCAUCAAGCCCUGUGUGGCUGCCUUUGGAGGAGACCAGUUUGAAGAUCACCAGGAGAAACAGAGGAGCACCUUCUUUUCCAUCUUCUACCUGUCAAUCAAUGCUGGCAGUCUCCUGUCCACCGUCAUCACUCCCAUCCUCAGAGCCCAGGAGUGUGGUAUCCAUACCCAGCAGAAGUGCUACCCCCUGGCCUUUGGCGUCCCUGCAGCCCUCAUGGUGGUGGCUCUGGUGGUGUUCAUUGUGGGUAGUGGUAUGUAUACCAAAGUGGCUCCCAAAGGAAAUAUCAUUAUGGAGGUCUGCAGGUGCAUCGGGUUUUCCAUUAAGAAUCGCUUCAGGCAUCGUAGCAGCCAGUACCCAAAGAGAGAGCACUGGAUGGACUGGGCCAAUGAGAAAUAUGAUAAACUGUUGAUUGCCCAGGUGAAGAUUCUCCUGAAGGUCCUGUUCCUCUACAUCCCUCUGCCCAUGUUCUGGGCUCUGUUUGACCAGCAGGGCUCCAGGUGGACCCUCCAGGCCACUACCAUGGACGGCAACUUUGGAGCCCUCAUAAUACAGCCAGACCAAAUGCAGACAGUGAACCCCAUCUUGAUUCUGGUGCUGGUCCCUGUUGUGGACAGCUUGUUGUACCCCCUUAUUGCAAAGUGCAAGCUUAACUUCACACCCCUGAAGAGGAUGACUGUGGGCAUGCUUUUGGCUGCUAUGGCUUUUGUGGCUGCGGCCCUGGUCCAGCUUCAGAUCGAUGAAACCCUCCCGAAAUUCCCAACAGGUGUUGCUGGGCAGAUUAAAUUCCUGAAUUUAAACUCUAGGGAGGUGAUAUUAAAUAUUAAUACAGGACAAGAUUCCCCUGUCCAACCUUUCAAGUCCUCAGGGGAAUACCUGACAUUUGACAAACAAUUCAUAGUGUCUCUCAACAAAAACCAGACCUACCGUAUAACUCUGAAGUCUCAGACAAGGCACACAGCUCUUAUCACUCCAGCAGACCCUGAUCCCCAUCUUUAGGUUGAAGACAGUAACAAAAAACCAGAGCAAGGCAACAAUGAUAUCAGAUUUAUCAAUGCUUACCACGAUGAUUUGAAUGUUACCGCUGGUUCACUGGACUUUGGGGCCAUAUCACAGUACAAGAGCUCAAGCUAUAAGCUGGUACCCCAGGGGAAUCCUACAUUCAUCAUCAGAAACGCAGCUUUGGAACAAUGUGAAUACACCAGGCCCCUAGGCUUUGGCAGCUCUCUCUCCCUGGUCAUCCCCACCUCCUUCAGCUUUGGUUCUGAUUGUGGGAACAGCAUCCAGGCAGUGGAGGACAUCCAGCCCAACACCAUCCACAUGGCUUGGCAGAUACCCCAAUACUUCCUCAUGACAGCAGGAGAGGUCAUCUUCUCUGUCACUGGUCUGGAGUUCUCCUAUUCACAGGCACCUAGCAACAUGAAGGCUGUGCUUCAGGCUGGCUGGUUGUUAACUGUAGCAGUGGGCAACAUCAUUGUUCUGAUUAUAGCUGAGGCGGCUCAGCUUCCAGACCAGUGGGCCGAAUACAUCCUAUUCGCCUCCCUGCUGGUGGCUGUGUGUGUUGUCUUUGGCAUCAUGGCGUACUUCUACACCUAUGUGGACCCGACUGAGAUCGAGGCCCAGUUCGCUGAAGUGGAGCCCGAGGAGAAGAAGAGGAAGAACAGCGUGGAGCUGGAGAAGAGGGACUCAGUGGAGAAACGCCAGGAUGAGAGGAAGGCUUCAAGUUCUUCGUCAAGCUCAGAGGAGGAAGCAGACAAGAAGUCCAAGAUGUAGAGCGACAACCACACAUUCCCUCAUCACACGACCCCCCCCCCCCC
This is a messenger RNA of Osmerus eperlanus (European smelt), 2361 nucleotides long. RefSeq names its product solute carrier family 15 member 1b (gene slc15a1b). Gene Ontology annotation, biological process: dipeptide import across plasma membrane. The record is from RefSeq and is a predicted model, not a curated record. The transcript is spliced from 23 exons. Gene Ontology annotation, molecular function: dipeptide transmembrane transporter activity. Gene Ontology annotation, cellular component: plasma membrane. NCBI's taxonomy places the organism in Eukaryota, Metazoa, Chordata, Actinopteri, Osmeriformes, Osmeridae.